CUGGGAAAAAGGCAGCACAUCAAUAAAAUAAAUUAAGCUGAAUUUAUUUAACGAAACGGCCUGAUUAAAAAGUUGAAACCAAUGAGGUCUACAAGCAGUUAAAACCAUCCCCGCAAAUUAAAUUAGUUCUAAAAGAUGUGCUUUCGCACUCUUCCUUUAAAACAGAGUGUGAAAAUUUCUGCAUGCAGGGAAUAAAGGCGCUUCCUUGAUGCUGAACGAGGCUGCAUGCCAAUUUAGCUCGUUCCUGCCAUCGCCUGAACCUCUCGCUUCCAUCCCUUCUCCGGGGAGACCUUCGGAUCCUGAAUCUGCCCAGGAGAUCACGCGACCCAGGACUGCUUUGUGCCACGUGGCCUGUAGCCCCGCCCAACGCCGGUUGAGAAGGGCAACAUGAACGUGAGGACGAUGCGGACUUUGGAGAACUUGGCCCGGUUGCAUCGUGCUUGCAGACAGCUGCACUCUUUGGCUUAUGGGAAAGUCCACCGAACACAGUGGAAGCCUGUCUUGUCGUCUGCCUGUCCCAUGUGCCCAAUUCAGCUGCACCCUCUGUUCUGGCAGCCAGAUGCCAGAUCACAAUUCAGGCUUUUAAGCACCACGGAGAGAAAGAAAUCCAGCAAAGAGAAACUGAAACUAAUAAAACCAAAAGUGAAGAAGCAAGAAGUUGUGAUAAGGCCCCGGAUGACUGUGGAGGAGCUUGCAAAAGCCAUGCAUAAGGACAUAGAUCAUGUGUACGAAGCCUUGCUAAACACCAGCAUUGAUGUGAACUCACUAGAACCAGAUACAGUCUUAGAUAGCAUGUGGAUCAAGGAUGUUGUUAAAAAAUCUGGCAUGAAAUUCGUAAUGGCCAAGUUGAGAGAAGAAGAAGAAGUAGUAGUAAAAGAAAACAAGGAUGUUGUGAAGAGACCUCCUGCAGAUCCAGCCUUAUUAACCUUGAGGCCUCCUGUUGUUACCAUCCUGGGCCAUGUUGACCAUGGGAAAACGACAUUGCUUGACAGCCUGCGAAAGACCCAGGUGGCAGCAAUGGAAGCUGGAGGCAUCACCCAGCACAUUGGUGCCUUUCUCGUGCAUUUGCCUUCUGGGGAAAAGAUAACAUUCCUGGAUACUCCUGGCCAUGCUGCAUUUUCAGCCAUGAGGGCCAGAGGCACAAACGUCACUGAUAUCGUUGUAUUGGUGAUAGCUGCAGAAGAUGGCAUCCAGCAGCAGACAGUGGAAUCUAUUCAACAUGCGAAAAAUGCCAAUGUUCCAAUUGUCGUUGCCAUCAACAAAUGCGACAAGCCUAAAGCUGAUCCCGAGCAAGUGAAGAAGGAACUGCUUGCUCAUGAUAUUGUUUGCGAAGAGUAUGGAGGAGAAGUUCAGGCAGUCUGUAUCUCUGGGCUAAAGGGUGACAACUUGGAUGCUUUAGCAGAAGCUAUCGUCGCUCUUGCUGAGGUGCUGGAAAUAAAGGCAGACUAUACAGGCCUGGUAGAAGGUACCAUAAUAGAGUCUUGCACUGAUAAAGGGAAAGGUCCAGUGACCACGGCCAUCAUCCAGAGAGGCACUCUUAAAAAGGGCUGUAUUCUGGUUGCGGAAACAAGCUGGGCCAAAGUACGCCUGAUGUUUGAUGAAAAUGGCAAGCCCAUGGAAGCUGCCACUCCAGGCAUGCCAGUGCAAAUUGUUGGGUGGAAGAAAAUUCCUUCUGCAGGAAAGGAAAUUCUUGAAGUAGAGUCUGAGCAAAGGGCUCGUGAAGUUGUCGAGUGGAGAACCUACACUGAGGAACAGGAGAAAGCGAAGAAGGAGCUAGAGGUCAUAGAAUUGAAACGAAAGGAGCAGAAAGAUAUCUAUAAUAAGGAUCGAGAGGAUCUGUUCAACAUGACCUGGAAACAGAAAAGGAAUAUAUUGAGAUCUAGGAACAACCCAAUGCUUAACCGGCCUAAAGAGCAAGCAGAUUCUAGCAAGAACAGGCUUUCUAUCAUAAUCAAAGGUGAUGUUGAUGGUUCUGUGGAAGCCAUUUUGAAUAUCUUGGAUACCUAUGAUGCUGACGAGGAGUGUGAAUUAAAUGUGAUCCACUGGGGGAUUGGAGACAUUAGUGAAAAUGACAUAAACCUUGCAGAAACAUUUGAAGGCAUUAUCUAUGGAUUCAACGUGAAUGCAAAUAAAUCUAUUCAAAAGUUGGCUUCUGUGAAGAAAGUAAAAAUGAAAAUGAACAAAAUCAUUUAUAGGCUUAUUGAAGAUUUAAAAGAGGACCUGAGUGACACCCUGCCCGCUACUCUGGAGGAACGUGUAUUAGGACAUGCUUCUGUUUUAGCAACAUUUGACGUCACACUAGGAAAAAGUAAAGUUCCAGUAGCUGGCUGUAGAGUACUGAAAGGAUACCUCAACCGAAAUAUGAAGUUUAAAUUAAUCCGUAAUGGUAAAGUUAUUUGGAGUGGAUCUUUGACAUCACUGAAACAUCAUAAAGAUGAUGUCCUUGAAAUCAAGAUGGGUAUGGAAUGUGGACUUAGCGUGGACGGUGACAUCAAGUUUGAAGUUGGAGACGAGAUUGUUUGUUUCACUGGCGAAAAAAUCAAGCAGAAGAUUUCUUGGGAUCCAGGAUUUUAAAUUGUGGCUAUAGAAAGAUGCAAUAGACUAAAAAGUGAACUACAACUACAUUUCCUAUUGUCGAUGUACAAAGCAUUCUGCUAAACAGCUGCAUGUAAAAAUACAAAGGGCCUCAUUUUAUAUAGCUAAUCCCUAACUUUAAUGGGAAAAAACUAGAAUGGAAAGCAAGAUCUUCAUAGAACCUACAUUGUGAAACAAUGGGACAUUGGAACAAGUGCUUGGACUGAUGAAGAUUUUUUUUAUGUACCACAACAGGAAGAUUAUGGAAAUAAAACCCUGAAAAUUAGAAUUUA
Messenger RNA from Pogona vitticeps (central bearded dragon), 2867 nucleotides. The record is from RefSeq and is a predicted model, not a curated record. NCBI's taxonomy places the organism in Eukaryota, Metazoa, Chordata, Lepidosauria, Squamata, Agamidae.